AUGACUCAAUCCGGCCGCUUGGAGAUUGAAGUCGAGGAGAGAGGACGGAGCCUUACAAGCCAAGUGUUGACCAAUGUCCAGACUGCUGCCUGGGUUGCCUUGACAGACCGACUGAGGGGACACUGUGGUAUUGUGUCGAGGUAUGAAGUGGAUAGGCGGAUAAUGCGAUUUCUCGGUGAGACGAGGCAAUGCCGGCUAGUAGAUAGUAGGUAG
Messenger RNA from Neurospora hispaniola, 213 nucleotides. RefSeq lists its product as uncharacterized. The transcript has 4 exons. The record is from RefSeq and is a predicted model, not a curated record. The coding region runs from base 1 to 213 and encodes 70 amino acids. Lineage: Eukaryota; Fungi; Ascomycota; Sordariomycetes; Sordariales; Sordariaceae.